Messenger RNA from Penicillium verhagenii, 1587 nucleotides. RefSeq names its product Zn(II)2Cys6 transcription factor. The transcript has a single exon. Gene Ontology annotation, biological process: regulation of DNA-templated transcription. NCBI's taxonomy places the organism in Eukaryota, Fungi, Ascomycota, Eurotiomycetes, Eurotiales, Aspergillaceae. The record is from RefSeq and is a predicted model, not a curated record. The coding region runs from base 1 to 1587 and encodes 528 amino acids. Gene Ontology annotation, molecular function: DNA-binding transcription factor activity, RNA polymerase II-specific; zinc ion binding.
AUGACCACUGGGCUGGAUCUUACGCCGAGGAGAUCCCGAGAAAGCACUUCAAAGGUUCGAACUGGAUGCAGCACUUGCAAAGCUCGUCGAGUGAAAUGCGAUGAAUUCAAACCUACAUGUCGACGCUGCGCUAUUGGAGAUCGAAAAUGCGUGUAUAACACCGCACGUCCAGCAGCGCCUCGAAUGGUCUUCACGCUAUAUGUACCUUCUACUCAAAUCCAACCGCUCUUCUUCGUAAAUGAUCGUGGCCUUGACUUCUUCCAUCGAAGUCUUGCUCCAAAGUUGGACGGACAAUUUGAUUCGCAGUUCUGGAGCAAGCUGGUAUUGCAAAUAUCACACUCCGAACCAUCAAUUCGGCAUGCCGUAUCAGCCAUCAGCAUCAUUUAUCGAGACGUUGAAUCGUCUCAUCCGGCAAGCUAUGUCGCUGCCAAUCCGGAAGCUCAAAAAGAAUGGAGGACAGCCUUGAGAAGCUUAUCAGCUCGAAUACAAGCGCACCCCAACUCGACCUUGGUACCUCUUGUCUGCUGCCUUCUGUUCACGUGUAUCGAGUUUCUCCGGGGCGCUGAUGAAUCUUAUUUGAUUCACGUUCAGAGUGGAUUGAACAUUCUAGCAGCUAUGCGCUAUGGCAGCGACGCAGCUCCCGGUCCAAGGGGGUCUAAUGUCUCGUCCGAUCUUAAUAUUAUCGAAGAUCACAUUGUUCCGAUGUUCUCGCGUCUGAAUGUACUCUGUUCUCUCGCUGGCAGACUGAAUCCGCCAGUAUACACUCCUACAGCUAAAGCAGACUCUCCCCACAAGGACUUUAGUGAUUCUCGACAACGGCUCUUUGAAGUCUCGGAUAAAUGCAUCCGAUUCAUACACGACGCAGUCCCCAAAGCAGCUUUGUUCCAAAUCGACGUCCAGGAUCUCGUUAAACAGGUCAAACUUCAAACAAGGCUAGACGCAUGGCGUGGCCAGUUAGACGAACUAUUUGAACGAAUGCAGGCUGCCGGUAACCCCGCGAAAGAGGACGCCCUCAACAUACUCAUGGUACAUUAUAAAGUCGUAUACAUAUGGCUGCGGGUCUGCAUUACAGCCGGGGAAUUGGCCACAGAUUCUUACCAUGCCGACUUCGAAGAUCUUGUGCAUUACGCGGAACAAAUCGCCAAGCCAAGCGUCGGAAUGACAACGCCGCAACCGCUUUCUUUUGACAUGCAAACCCUGGGGCCUUUGUACUUCACUGCGCUAAAAUGUCGCGAUCCUAUAAUACGAAGACGCGCGUUAGAAAUGCUGCAAUUGGCGCCUCGGCGAGAAGGACUUUGGAAUGCACAUUACGCAUACGUAACUGCGAAACGUGUUAUUGAACUGGAAGAAAGGGACCUCAACGGACAAGAAUUGCCACAUGAGACUUUGAGAGUACAUGGUCUUCCCUUGCCUGAUGAUGAUUCUCGGGUCUCUGCCUUGGGGGAUAUGCCUUUUGACUUUGGGAAGUUUGACCACAGUGUCGUAUCUGGCGCAGCUUGUCCUGGCAUCCUUAAAGCUGUGUUUCAGACAAAGCCUUGGGGGCUAUGGGGAGAGUGGCAGACGAUUACGGAGUAUAUCGAACUAUGA